Messenger RNA from Fimicolochytrium jonesii, 854 nucleotides. RefSeq lists its product as uncharacterized. The record is from RefSeq and is a predicted model, not a curated record. The coding region runs from base 210 to 701 and encodes 163 amino acids. NCBI's taxonomy places the organism in Eukaryota, Fungi, Chytridiomycota, Chytridiomycetes, Spizellomycetales, Powellomycetaceae. The transcript has a single exon.
CAAACGUUCAAAAGCCUCGUCCUGCCCGAACGACUCAACGAACGUCCCCCACCCACCAACGGGGGCCCGUCGUCGUCGUCGUCGUUUCAUUGUCGUCAUCGUAAGGAAGUGCGCCGCGGCAGUCAUGAGCAGCACCUCUCGAGUUUAAGCGUGAAAUACCCAAUAUUACGCAAAGUUUUAAGAAAAUCAGCCCGGAACACUUCACGACAAUGCGAUGGCCAACACAACACCCCCUCUUAGCGGGCAUUAGGCCACUCCCCACCGCCCUCCUCCUCACCCUCCUCACCACCCCCACCCUCGCUCAACGCGCCGCCUCCCUCCCCUCCGACCUCACCCUCCCCGCCGGCCUCCAAGCCUGCACCUGGCCACCACAACCAAACCACCCUUACAUCCUCCUAUCCCGCUCACCUUCCUCCUCCACCUCCUUAUGUCUCGCUAGUACUGGAAGUGGUGGUGUGGCCCUGAGUAGUUGUAAUGGAGGGGAGGCGGCGCAGAGACUGACGUUUAGUUUAGUGGGUGGGACGACCGAUCAGUACAGGAUUGGGGUGGAGAGCGGGGGCCAGGGAAGUUGUGUGGCGAGUGGGAAUAGGUUUGUGGGGACUGGGUCGCCGGUGCAGGUUGCGGCUCAUUGUGGGGAUGCGGCUGUCGCGAGUAGGUGGAGAAUUGGGGCGAAUGUCGAGGAGAAUGGUGAGUUUGAAUGAGACGGAGCGUGAGAGAGGGUCGACCAGUGCCCAACCCUCCUCAUCGCGAGGCGGAGCGAGCAGGGUAACUCUUUCCCCCAACCGUUGAACACCCAACUCACAUCCACCCCACCUCUCCCUCCCUCCCACAGGCAUCUCAGGCCAACUCAUAAA